AUGUCCAUAAAGUCUCAGACGCAGGUGCUCAUCAAUGCGGAAUUGCCCGCCAAAGUCUUUCCGGAAUAUACCGACGGCAGCAACGUGAUGAGCAUAAAGGUCGAGGAGAAGCUGAUGCCCAAAUCAAAGCCACCUCCCGCAAGCCAUAUAUCAGACAUUAUGCGCGGCAACGUCGAGAUUGAGCCUGAAUUGGAUAACCGACAG
Molecule: messenger RNA, 204 nt
Organism: Iphiclides podalirius (scarce swallowtail)
Lineage: Eukaryota; Metazoa; Arthropoda; Insecta; Lepidoptera; Papilionidae
Source: the annotation of a GenBank genome assembly